Molecule: messenger RNA, 768 nt
Organism: Nerophis ophidion (straightnose pipefish)
Lineage: Eukaryota; Metazoa; Chordata; Actinopteri; Syngnathiformes; Syngnathidae
Product: paired box protein Pax-2-B-like
Exons: 6
Coding region: 1-768 (255 amino acids)
Biological process (GO): regulation of transcription by RNA polymerase II; anatomical structure development
Molecular function (GO): DNA-binding transcription factor activity, RNA polymerase II-specific; RNA polymerase II cis-regulatory region sequence-specific DNA binding
Source: RefSeq, a predicted model, not a curated record
AUGCGAGUUCGUGAAACUUCAGUGCAGAUGAGGAUGAAGGUGAUGAUGAUGGUGGUGGACCCCGUUGUCCUCCUCCCUCCCACCUCUGAAGGCGACACGGCGGCUUCCGUUGAUUUGUUGUCUUUGCUUUGCUAUCCGAUGGAUAUUCACUGCAAGACGGACCCCUUCACGGCCAUGCACCGGCACGGGGGGGUGAACCAGCUCGGCGGGGUGUUCGUGAACGGCAGACCCCUCCCGGACGUGGUGAGGCAGCGCAUCGUGGAGCUGGCCCACCAGGGGGUCCGACCGUGCGACAUCUCCCGCCAGCUGCGCGUCAGCCACGGCUGCGUCAGCAAGAUCCUGGGCAGAUACUACGAGACGGGCAGCAUCAAACCGGGUGUGAUCGGCGGCUCCAAACCCAAAGUGGCCACGCCGAAAGUGGUGGACAAAAUAGCGGACUACAAGCGGCAAAACCCCACCAUGUUCGCGUGGGAGAUCCGCGACAGGCUUCUGGCUGAAGGCAUCUGCGACAACGACACGGUGCCCAGCGUGUCGUCCAUUAACAGGAUUAUCCGAACAAAAGUGCAGCAGCCAUUCCAUCCGUCGCCUGAUGGGACAUCCCUGUCGACAACAGGCCAUACCAUAGUGCCAAACACAGUGUCUCCGCCGGUAACCAGCGCCUCCAACGACCCUGCGGGAUCCUACUCCAUUAACGGCAUUCUGGGCAUCCCGCGAUCCAACGGCGAGAAGAGGAAAAGAGACGAAGGUAAGAUGUAUUUUCGUGUAUGA